Messenger RNA from Rhagoletis pomonella (apple maggot), 4591 nucleotides. RefSeq lists its product as uncharacterized. Gene Ontology annotation, biological process: anatomical structure morphogenesis. The transcript is spliced from 10 exons. Bases 69 to 3119 code for a protein of 1016 amino acids. Gene Ontology annotation, cellular component: cytosol. The record is from RefSeq and is a predicted model, not a curated record. Lineage: Eukaryota; Metazoa; Arthropoda; Insecta; Diptera; Tephritidae. Gene Ontology annotation, molecular function: protein binding.
UUUUCGUUUCUUUUUUUCUCUGUUGACGCCUUUGACAGCCAAUUGGCUUAAGCUUCUGCAAUAUAUAAAUGAAUCGGGAAUUAGUGGAAAACAUCCUGACCGUGCUUAAGACUUCUACGGACAAGAGAGUGGUCAUCAAGGGUCUUGUGAAGUUGCGUACAGAUGUAGUGAAGGACCAAGACGGUAUCGUACUUUUCCGGCUAGCUGGUGGGGUACCACCCAUGGUGCGCUUCCUCAAUAAGCCACACGAAAACAUUUUGGAGGUAGCCUUGAGUAUUCUGGGAAACUGUUGUACAGAUGAAGAAAGCUGCAAAGAGGCACUACAGUAUAAGGUGGCUUUUGCACUGACUACAAUUUUGAAGUCAAUUCCUAAUCCUGUUAUACAGUGUCGCGCCUGUCGAUUGCUGGGAAAUCUUGCGAAAGGAUUUGCCAGCCAAUUGCUUACUGCACACUGUCCUGCCAUUGCCCAGGCUGUCUGUCAAAUAAUUACCGAAACGAGCGAUGUGAAUACCCGGCUCAUGGCUUUUCGGGCCUGUAGAUUUUUGCUACCCAGUCAACAAUUCACACAACAUUUCCUCGCUGCAAAUGGUUUCGUAAUGAUGGUACGCAUUUUAACUGCCGUCAUGAAGACAGACGCUCCACGAACACCACAAGAAGAACUGUUCAAGAAUGGAAGUGGAAGAGCACCUGUCGUUGGCCUAAAGAACAGCCAGCAUCGUGAAAAAUAUUUUGAAGAGGUAGCACGUAAUCUGGAAGGUGUACGUAGUGAUAUAUUCGAUCACGAAUUGUUGAAAAACCAACCACGCUCUUUGGGUGACUACGCUAUGCCAGAGGAGCGUGCAGCCUUGGAUUUGGCCGGUGAAAUUUUUAAAUGCUUGCUCGUAUUGGCUGAGCUUCCAAUUGGACCAUCUGCUUGGAAGGCGCUAAGCAGCAGUAAUUGCACUUUUGCGGCAAUAACGUUCUUCAUUACAGAAGAAAAUCCACAACGUGGAGUAGCCUUGAAAAUCAUUUCAAACUUCUCAAAGCAAUUGGAUUCAUUUCACAUGCUGAGUUCCGCAGAUGCAGUGUUGGCCGCCUGUGAAUUACUCGUUGCCGAAAAUAUGACAAGACCAUUAACUGAAAGUGAAAAACGACAUUGUAUUCACAUUAUUUGUAUGCUAUCUCCAGAUGCCUGCAAUCGUGCCAAAAUAAGACGCUCGGGCGCGUUAAGAAAGCUCAUUGCAAUGGUUCGUGAUUCACAGUCAAAUACGGAAAAGUCUCAGAUCUUAUAUUUAUUAAACAAUUUUCAAUAUGAUAACAUGAGCAUGGAUUUGAUGCUUAGAGAAGGUCUGGUACCAGUAAUUAUAGGCGAACUCAACACCUUCUUGACAAGCGAUGAGGAAUAUUAUAAGAGGAAACGCGAAGAAAAACAGCAAAAUUCCAAGAAACGGAAGCUACCGACAGAAGUUUGUGUGGAAUCCAAAAGCAAGAUGAUUAAAGUGCAAGAUAAGGCAUUCCUUAUUGAUUGCGAGUCUCCAAGCAGUUCACCCCGUUCAUAUAACACACCCUCAAGUCCUUGCAGCUCCCGGAGCAUGUCGCCAGUUGGCAACAAUUUGUUUAAACUAGAAGAGGAUGCUUCUGAUGAUGAAACGUAUUCACCCGUUUGCAGUGAUGAGGAGGAUGAUGAGGAUGGCCCCACUGAGACAAAUAACGAAGCAAAUCCAGCCAAUGUUGAUACCGCUGAUGAAUCUAGCUUCCUUCUUCGUCAAAGUGCAAACAAUAGCACUGCCGAUAAUUCGGAGAUAAUGAGACUACUAGACAUUGCCUGCCAAUCCAAUGAGACAAUCGAAGACAAUUUACUUGAUAAAGAAGAAGACGAUGAACAGAGUCAAGAUGUGCCAUACCAAAAACUACCACAGCUGGGUAAUAUGCCUCGCAGUACUCUGGAUCACUUGGAAAAUCUACUUUUCCGCGUUACCCUGCUCAUCAACAAACGAGGCGAGCUGGGAAAAUCUGAAACUAUGACUGCGCUUAUCAAGGCCAUAAAUACAUUUGGCACAAACAACAACUUCGCAAGCUCAUUAACAAACAUCUUACAGGAGAGUCAGUUUUUCGCUCAGGUGAUUCGCAGUGGCAUAGCGCAUCAGCUCUAUCAAUUGACGAAAAGCGAAGAGAUAAACAAGGAUGGUUUUAGUUUUUUAGUUACCCUCACCUGCGUCGGCGAAUCCAACUAUGGUAAGGCGGAACUGGCACGAUUUCUUCGCAGUGGUGAUGAAUACGCUCAAAAACGUGCCGCAAUCACUGUAGCCUACAUCAUUAAAAGUCAACGUUUAUUAUAUCAGUUCCUUAAUGAUGGAAAUGCGCUCAGCUUGCUGUUACAAAUAAUUUUGAGCGAAAAAAGUGACGAAUUCACAGCAGAAGCAGUCGAUGCUUUAACAGCAAUGUCUAAGUAUACACUUGGCAUUUCAGUACCUCGCGUCAGUGAAAUGCGCAACGGCGAGCGAUAUGAAGAAUUCGUUGAUAAUGAAUCAAAACCACUACACGAAACUUGUGAUAUGCGUUUUGUAGUGCAUACAAAAGACGCCACGACAGGUGCUAGCGAUGAUCCGCUCAUUGCGGCCACUGACAAUGUGGAGCAAGUAGUCGAAUUUAGUAAGGAUCUGCUGUGCAAUACAAGUGAGGUAUUCAACACUAUGUUAAAUAGUGAUUUCAAAGAACGUAAUGAAGGCGAAAUACAUUUACGUACUUGCUCAGUAAGUGGCUUACGUUACUUUCUCAACUUGAUUGUGCGACGGUCGCAAAAACUAAAGUACAAUAUUCCAAAUGUACGUAAUUAUCAAGCUAUACUUGAAGCUUUCGAAAUGGCGCGAGUCUACAUAAUUAGCGAAAUGGAGACAUUCUUACAACAAAUGCUUAUCGGGAUGCUGGAUGACUCAAAUUGUUUAACUGUACUUGAAUGGUCACUUCGGAAUUACCACGCAGAACUAACCGAAACUGUUAUCAAUUACUAUUUGUGCUCAACUCUAACGACGGAAGCCAAAAUAAAGUUAUUUCACACUGCUGAUUACUCCGAGUAUUCCACAGAAUGGUUUCAAAUGAUCAUCGACGCUAUAUUCACCCGCUGCCGAAAUGGAUUUUAAAUAGUUCAGUUUUAAUAUUUUAAUUAACCGUAUCAAUGCUUAAUGUUAUAAGUUAUUUUGAAGUGUGUGGGCAAAUAUAUAGGAAUUGCAUAAUUUUGCAAGCUAAUGCAAUGUCCGCUAUCACAAUGUGACAUACAUAGUUAUUUUAAAUUAAAGGAUUUUACUAAACAUGUGCAUUAUGUAUAUUGUGAAAUGUUCAUUCGUAUGUUUUUUAAGCUUAGUUAUUUAUAUAGAACUAUUUAAUUUCGUGUGCAUUUGAAAAUGUAGACGAAUGGUACCAUUGAAAUUACUUAAUAAAAUGAUGAGUUAAACUAGGAUGCAUGGACAUUUCGGUUUUAAAACGUACUUACAGCCCUAUUCCCAUGCCAAAGACAAAACUCAACGGCUGACUAUUGUAUUUACUACUGCGCCUAAUACUAUGCUGCAAAUUUAUGUUAAGCUCUCUAAUGGUGACAAUUGUCUCUCAAUCAGUCUCUUUUAUUUCUAAACUAUAAUUGAUGGGAAUGUAAAAUAUGCGCAACCACGGUUAAAAGCCGGAUUCGAACUUAGUUGUGUAAAUAAGACAUUUCCAUCAAUUAUAAAUUAGAACUAAAAAAGACGGAUGCUUUGGCUUGAUGCAUUACUCAACGCCCGCUAUAUUGUGUUUCAGGCGCAGUAAUUGUGACAAUAGUCAUAUGAUGAGUUUUGUCAAUGCUGUGGGUUUGAGCGGUUAAAAUGGUCAAUGUCUCACUUGGUUUUCCAAUUAGUUUAAGUUCCAUGGGAAAUGGUCUAUCGAUAUUAAUCGACAGGUCUCUCAAAUUAAGAGAAUAUAAAUAUGUGUGUAGGUGCUGGUAUUACAUAUGUAUACAAACGCGGUAACACAAAAUUGAACCUGAAUUUAGAUAAAUACCCAGCAUUUAGUCCUUCUGUCCCCCGGCAAAUGUCCUCAGUCGCCUUACUAAGUUUAGCGGCCUUAUACCAACUUUUAUUCCAAUUGCUCAUGUUAAUCAGGGCUUAUUCAGUUAUUUUACUUGCAAGCUAUAGCAAUCAGUAUCUAAAAUUUAGAACAGAUUUCAACUGAACAAAAUGAAAAUUUACAUCGAAAAAUUUUAAAUGUCACGUUCCAACGACAGCCGAGACUUCGUAACCGGUCCGACUCAGAUUUAUACAACUCUUUUGGAAAUUUCUAUGCUGUUACAGCAGCAACAAAUUUUAAAUCAGUAAUUCCUAAGCAUUAUUAAGCACAUGUGUUGUGUAAACGCCACUUUGGUCUACACUAGAGAUGGGCACGGGCCUAAAUUUUCAGGCCCGGCCCGGCACGAGUGCAAAAUCAACUUUCAAAAACACGCACAAGCCCGCACGUUAAGAAUUUUAGUGGGGCCCCGCCCGGCACGACGAGACACGCCCCAGCCCGGAAAUGAAGAGCCAACUUUUAUUGCAUGUAUACAUAUGUACAUAUUUUUAAUUUUGUGUUUAUGUCCAUAUGUAUAUUU